GGUACGUGAACGCACCACGCGUCGCCAUUGUUGCAGACGUUUGAGCUCAACUUUGCUUCGCGUGUUGUUGUCGGGCGAGUUGGAAAUAUGGCCAUGGAAGCCUGGUACAUGGACAACUCCGACGAAGACCGGAGAAAGUCGCACAAGCUCGAGCCGAAUCGGCCAGUUUCGUCGGAGGAGUUAAAACACCUCGGGGUUUUGCACUGGAAGCUGAAUGCUGCCAUCUACGAAACAGACCCGGAACUGCAGCGUAUCAGGAAAGAGCGGGGCUACUCCUACAUGGACAUCAUCACCGUUGAGAAGAACACACUGCCAAAUUAUGAGGAAAAGUUGAAGAUGUUCUUUGAGGAACACUUACAUUUGGACGACGAGAUUCGCUACAUCCUUGAUGGCCAGGCCUACUUCGACGUGAGAGACCAAGAGGACCGCUGGAUAAGAAUUGCCAUGAGGACGGGUGACCUUAUUACCCUGCCAGCCGGCAUCUACCACCGCUUCACCUUGGACGAGUCGAAUUACACGAAGGCCAUGAGGCUGUUUGUCGGGGAGCCUGUGUGGAAAGCCUACAACAGGCCAGCAGAUGACUAUGAGAUCCGGAAGAAAUAUAUGCUUUCUCUACAGGAAUCCUGAAAAAGGGAAAUUACAAGACUGCACAGUCCGUUUUUUGGAACAUUUAUUGAAAUAGUAAUGUCAUUUGAAAUCAAAGCAUUUAUGCAACAAGUAUGUGUAGUGACAUAUUUGUUUGCCAGGUUCUAUAAAUCCAGCAGCGUAUUAACAAACAAACAAACAAACUAAUGCGACGGACAUGCCCCCCCGCCAACAAUAAAAUGUCACUGUCGUCAAUGAAA
This is a messenger RNA of Phyllopteryx taeniolatus (common seadragon), 845 nucleotides long. It is a transcript of the gene adi1, whose product is annotated as acireductone dioxygenase 1. Gene Ontology annotation, molecular function: acireductone dioxygenase [iron(II)-requiring] activity. NCBI's taxonomy places the organism in Eukaryota, Metazoa, Chordata, Actinopteri, Syngnathiformes, Syngnathidae. The transcript is spliced from 4 exons. Bases 88 to 627 code for a protein of 179 amino acids. The record is from RefSeq and is a predicted model, not a curated record.